Cladophialophora psammophila CBS 110553 is the source of this 819-nucleotide messenger RNA. RefSeq names its product 26S proteasome regulatory subunit N12. The transcript is spliced from 2 exons. The coding region runs from base 1 to 819 and encodes 272 amino acids. The record is from RefSeq and is a predicted model, not a curated record. Gene Ontology annotation, cellular component: cytosol; proteasome regulatory particle; proteasome regulatory particle, lid subcomplex. Lineage: Eukaryota; Fungi; Ascomycota; Eurotiomycetes; Chaetothyriales; Herpotrichiellaceae. Gene Ontology annotation, biological process: proteasome-mediated ubiquitin-dependent protein catabolic process.
AUGUCCUCCCAAUUACCCUCCCUCGACUCGAUCCUGCAUACCCUCCGACAGUCUCUAAGCACUCACGACCCGUCUCAAGCGCAGUCACAGUUACAAAAGGCGAAGCUCGCCCUCCUACAACAAAAUGCCUUAAUACCCUCUCCCGAAACUCCCGUGCAGACACUAGCAACCGCUCGUUCAAUAUUGGAAGCUGGCGCUCUUCUCUCCAUCCGAUCAAGAGAACCAGAAUCCUUCGUGAGAUAUUACUCUCAGCUACAACCCUUCUAUGAUUUUCCCGGCCUACAACAGACACCUUCGAGAGAACGCUCAAAACUCACGGGACUGUAUUUGCUUCUAUUACUCAGCCAGGGCGAUUAUGCUGGUUUUCACACCCUCUUGGAGUCUCUGAUUGCGGCGGAGGGGGCGAAUGGGUCCCCGAGCGUAGAAGCCGAUCCGUAUAUCAAAUACCCCAUGGAGUUGGAGAGAAGUCUCAUGGAAGGCAGCUACGACCAGGUCUGGCGGAAGACAAAUGGGCGAGACGUCCCAGGUGAAGAAUUUGGGUUGUUCUCCGAUAUCCUAAUCAACACCAUCCGUAUCGAAAUCGCCUCCUGCGCCGCCCGCUCCUACCCCUCUCUUCCUAUCGCCUCGGCCAAGAAUCUUCUCUUCCUAGACUCUGAAGGCGCAGUAAUGGAAUUUGCACGCGAGCAAGGGUGGAGUUUGGAAGAAGGGAGGAUAUAUUUCCCCGGAUUGGAGGCGUCCAAGAAGACAGAGGAAGGGGACGAGAAGGAGGUGAUUAGUCACAUGGUGGAGUUUGCGAGAGAACUGGAGAGCAUCGUUUGA